Molecule: messenger RNA, 1371 nt
Organism: Gordionus sp. m RMFG-2023
Lineage: Eukaryota; Metazoa; Nematomorpha; Gordioida; Chordodea; Parachordodidae
Product: acidic mammalian chitinase-like
Exons: 9
Coding region: 116-1237 (373 amino acids)
Biological process (GO): carbohydrate metabolic process; chitin catabolic process
Cellular component (GO): extracellular region
Molecular function (GO): chitinase activity; chitin binding
Source: RefSeq, a predicted model, not a curated record
UUUUUUUCCAUUAUUAUAUAUUAAGAUGAUGCAAAUUUAUUUAAAAUUUACUUAUGAUACGAAUGUGAAAUUAAAUAAUGUUUAUUAAUUUGUUUGAUCAAAAUAUCAAAUAUAAAUGUAUAUUAUAAUUCCUAUGAUAAUUCUGCUCUGGAUUAACAAAGGGCCCGAGAUAAAGGCCACUCCCCUAAUAAUUGCAUAUUAUCCGAAUUGGGCGAGAUGGAGAACUGGCCAUUAUUCAUUCCGAUUGAGAGAUGUGAAUGGCACCUUGAUAACACAUUUGAUAUAUGCUUUUUUAAAGCCAACAUCCAAUGGGAAAAUAAUUAUAGAAACCCCGGAAGAUUUUUUAGAUUUGCUACAGUUCAAGGAUAAAUUUCCGAAUGUUAAGAUUAUUUUGAGUGUCGGUGGAGCCGGGAAUUAUUCAAUUCCAUUCAAUGAUAUAGUUUCUAGCAAAAAUAGGAUUAACAAUUUCGCCGAAAAUGCCAAAAAUUUACUUUUGAGUAAUAAUUUCGAUGGUUUAGAUCUAGAUUGGGAAUAUGCGGGUGUCAAUCAAAAGAAUGGCUUCAUGUUAUUAAUUAAGACUUUAGCUAUUAAAUUUAAAAGCGAUCUAAAAAAACCACUACUCUUAUUAGCAGCUGUAUCGUCGAGCAGAAAUCAAAUUAUCAAAAGUUACAAUAUUAGAGAAAUGAAUAAAUAUUUGGAUUACUUCAAUUUGAUGAGUUAUGAUUUCCAUGGUUCGUGGGGUAAUACAGUGAAUCACAAUAGUCCACUGAGAAGUAACGAUAUGCUAAGCCUGGAAUACGCUCUCAAUUAUUAUAUAUUAAAUGGUGCGAGCGUUGAUAAAAUCAACAUAGGGUUAGCUUUUUAUGGACGUUCUUUUACACUCAAAGAUCCAAACCAAACUAGCCCCGGUUCACCCAGUGUCAAAAAACCUGCACCUUUAGCUGGAAACAUAACCUCAGAAUCAGGAUAUUUAGCAUAUUUUGAGAUUAAAGAUUUAAAUUGGACUGAAAAAUGGGAUGACUUUGCUAAAGUACCCUACACUUUUAAAGGGAGAGAUUGGAUUAGUUAUGAUAAUCUUAGAAGUUAUUCUUAUAAGAUAAAAUAUUCUUGUUUGAAGAAAGUUCGAGGCUAUAUGUUGUGGGAUAUAUCAAUGGACGAUCUAGCCAACAAUCUUCUAUUCCAUAUCUACAGCACAUCAAAACUGAUUUGCGAUAAAAUUAAUCUAUUUCCAUCCUAAAUAUUUUGAUUUCUACAAAAUAACUUUUUAUAAUUAUUAUUUUUCUGUUUUUUCUUAUUUUGAUUAUUAUUUUUUACAAUUUAUAAUAUUAAUUCAUAAAAAUAAAAAUGACUGGAUGUAAAAAUAAAAAAUCU